AUGCGAACACUUAGGCAUCCAGGAGUGAUUCGAGUUUAUGACACUGUUGAAACAGAUGCAUACAUAUAUGUUGCAACAGAAAGGGUAGUACCACUCACGUGGCCCGUGCGUCGAAAGAAUUUGAGCGAGGAGACUCUGAAAUGGGGCUUGUAUACAAUUGCAAAUACACUUGCUUUUGUUAACGACGAAGCGUCAUCGGUACAUGGAAAUAUAAGACUCUCUUCAAUAUUCACAAGCGAGAGUGGUGAAUGGCGAAUCGGUGGUUUGGAGAUCCUAAGCUCAAUGAAAGAAGAUGAUGCAAUCAUAUACAAACACGGGUCAUCAAUCCCAAGCUGUCACAUGUAUACCCCACCAGAAAUCGCCAAAGCUGGCUGGGAAGCUAUGAAGCGCAAUCCUUUGCCAGCUCCCGAUGCCUACGGUUAUGGCAUAUUGAUUUUCGAAGUCUUCAAUGGCAACACUAUCUCGAAUGACCAAAUUGGCGUUACGAAGAGCCUCCCUCCCAGCAUGCAUCAGAAUUACAAGAGGCUUUUGACUGCAAAUCCCAAGGUUCGGCUGAGCGUUUCUCAUUUCAAAGAUCAGGGAAGACGUAGUGGUGGCUUUUUUGAAACCCCACUUGUCAAAUUGUCAGAGGGGGUUGACAACCUCGGACUGAAAAGCGACGGUGAACGUGAAGAAUUCUUGGCCGAAUUGGAUGAAGUGGCAGACGACUUUCCCGAGGAAUUUUUCAGCGUUAAAGUCUUGCCCGAAUUACUCAAAUCAGUCGAAUUUGGAGGCGGCGGCCCGAAGGUCUUUGCGUCUGUGAUGAUGAUAGGAAAGAAGCUUUCCAGUGAUGAGUGGAACAACAAGCUGACGCCAGUCGUUGUCCGACUCUUUACAAGCCCGGACAGAGCCAUUCGGGUAUGUUUACUGGACAAUUUGCCCAACAUGAUUGAGCAUCUUCCCCAGAAAAUAGUCAAUGACAAAAUCUUCCCUCAGCUUGUUACUGGCUUCACAGAUGUUGCGCCAGUGGUUCGCGAACAAACAGUGAAAGCUGUCCUUACGAUCAUUUCAAAGCUCGUAGACCGAACAAUCAACGGAGAGCUGCUCAAACAUCUUGCCAAGACUGCAAAUGAUGAGCAGCCUGGUAUUCGGACGAAUACAACGAUUUGCAUGGGCAAAAUCGCUCGGAGCCUGGGUCCUAACACGCGGCAGAAAGUGCUUCUAGCCGCCUUCUCACGAUCGCUGCGUGAUCCGUUUAUCCACGCCCGAAACGCCGCUCUUCUAGCCCUCGCAGCAACAGCAGACCUUUUUGGUGAGGAAGACUGUGCGACGAGAAUUUUACCAGCCCUGUGCCCUUCCCUUAUUGAUAAGGAAAAAUUGGUCCGCGACCAGGCCAACAAAGCAUUCGACAUCUAUUUGCAAAGAAUUAAGAAACAUGCGAGUGGUCUUCCAGACAGCGUAUUGCCUUCUCCUAAUGUGAUCAAUGCGAAUGGUAUCACGUCUCGUGUGGAUGGCCCACAGACUGAUUCGUCCGUCUGGGCAGGAUGGACAAUAUCUUCUUUCACGAACAAGCUAGGAUCCGCAACUGGCGCUAUGCAAAGUAAAGCCCUGCCGCAGGCCCCGCCCACCGAGCGUUCUUCUUCGGUGCCACCAACGGGGAUCAAGCCGCAAAAUCUUCCCAAUUCUGUUUCAACUUCGACCAUACAUGGACAGGUGCUCACUGAAAAGACCACUGCAGCUUUGGCUUCCAAUACUGCCAAAAAGCUCUUGCAGGAUCCCGAGGCAGACCAAGAGGAGGUCGACGAAGCAUGGGGAGAACUUGCUGAGGAUUCAUUCUUCGAUGCAACCUCAGACGCUCUAGCCCAACCAGAAGUCGCAUCGUCUGAGCUAGUCGCUUUCGAUGACGGUUGCGAGCCCGACUUUGAAGGAUGGUUGAAUGCACAAGCCCAGGCUAAAUUGAAACCCAAAGGACCAUUACCAAAAGGAAUGUCUAAACCCUUGCCUGCGAACCUUGCUAGACCAACAGUCAUCAAAAGCACAACGACUGGAAGCAUUGGAUCGGGCGUCGGAACAAAGAAAUUGUCCACGACUACAUUGCGUAAACCGGUGUCAACGAAAGAGGUUGUUGCAAAACCGGCUGAAGUCGAUGAUGAUUGGGGUGACGCUUGGGACUGA
Bacidia gigantensis is the source of this 2154-nucleotide messenger RNA. RefSeq lists its product as uncharacterized. Gene Ontology annotation, biological process: protein phosphorylation; tRNA export from nucleus. The coding region runs from base 1 to 2154 and encodes 717 amino acids. Gene Ontology annotation, cellular component: cytoplasm. Lineage: Eukaryota; Fungi; Ascomycota; Lecanoromycetes; Lecanorales; Ramalinaceae. The transcript has a single exon. The record is from RefSeq and is a predicted model, not a curated record. Gene Ontology annotation, molecular function: ATP binding; protein kinase activity.